Cavia porcellus (domestic guinea pig) is the source of this 5394-nucleotide messenger RNA. It is a transcript of the gene Cacng8, whose product is annotated as calcium voltage-gated channel auxiliary subunit gamma 8. The annotation marks the transcript as partial. Gene Ontology annotation, cellular component: postsynaptic density membrane; AMPA glutamate receptor complex. Gene Ontology annotation, biological process: regulation of AMPA receptor activity; calcium ion transport; transmission of nerve impulse. Gene Ontology annotation, molecular function: voltage-gated calcium channel activity; channel regulator activity. The record is from RefSeq and is a predicted model, not a curated record. The transcript has 4 exons. NCBI's taxonomy places the organism in Eukaryota, Metazoa, Chordata, Mammalia, Rodentia, Caviidae.
UGGGGCCCCCUGACCUGUCCGGCCUCUCCCGCAGCCCCACGCCAUGGCCGCCCGCUGACCCCGCCGCCGCCGCUGCCGCUGCCGCCGCCUCCCAGCGCCGUCUGCCCGGCCUGGCCCGGCCCUCAAUUCCGCCCGUGCCGUGCCCCCCCAGCCGCCGGCCUGGCCCCGCCGCCGCUUCCCCGGUGGUGGCCCGCGGCCCCCCGGCUGCCCGCAGUCAAGCUGGAGUCGCUGAAACGCUGGAACGAGGAACGGGGCCUGUGCUGCGAGAAGGGCGUGCAGGUGCUGCUGACCACGGUGGGCGCCUUCGCUGCCUUCGGCCUCAUGACCAUCGCCAUCAGCACAGACUACUGGCUGUACACGCGCGCGCUGCUGUGCAACGCCACCAAUCUCACGGCCGGCGACGACGGUGCCCCGCACCGUGGCCCUGGCGCCAGCGAGCGCAGGGAUCCGGGUGGCCUUACGCACUCGGGGCUCUGGCGCAUCUGCUGCCUGGAAGGGUUGAAAAGAGGCGUCUGCGUGAAGAUCAACCACUUCCCGGAGGACACAGACUAUGACCACGACAGCGCUGAGUACCUGCUCCGCGUCGUCCGGGCCUCCAGCAUCUUCCCUAUCCUCAGCGCCAUCCUGCUGCUGCUCGGGGGCGUGUGCGUGGCGGCCUCCCGCGUCUACAAAUCCAAGAGAAACAUCAUCCUGGGUGCGGGCAUCCUGUUCGUGGCAGCAGGCCUCAGCAACAUCAUCGGCGUGAUUGUGUAUAUCUCGGCCAACGCGGGUGAGCCGGGCCCGAAGCGCGACGACGAGAAGAAGAACCACUACUCGUACGGCUGGUCCUUCUACUUCGGCGGACUGUCCUUCAUCCUGGCCGAGGUCAUCGGCGUGCUGGCCGUCAACAUCUACAUCGAGCGCAGCCGCGAGGCGCACUGUCAGUCUCGCUCGGACCUGCUCAAGGCCGGCGGGGGCGCGGGCGGCAGUGGCGGGAGCGGCCCCUCGGCCAUCCUCCGUCUGCCCAGUUACCGCUUCCGCUACCGCCGCCGCUCCCGCUCCAGCUCCCGAUCCAGCGAGCCGUCGCCAUCCCGGGACGCAUCUCCCGGCGGCCCAGGUGGCCCAGGCUUCGCCUCUACGGACAUCUCCAUGUACACGCUCAGCCGCGACCCGUCCAAGGGCAGCAUGGCCGCGGGGCUGGCGGGGGCCGGCGCCGGCGCGGGAGGCGCGUUCGGCAGCGGCGGCGGCACGGGGGGCGCGGGCGGCGCGGGGGCCGCGGGCGGCGAUCGGGACCGCGGGGGGACGCCCGGCUUCCUCACGCUGCACAACGCCUUCCCCAAGGAGGCGGGCAGCGGCGUCACCGUCACGGUCACCGGGCCGCCCGCUGCGCCCGCUCCCGCUCCUCCCGCGCCACCCGCCGCGCCCGCGCCCGGGACCCUAGCCAAGGAGGCCGCGGCCUCCAACACCAACACGCUCAACAGGAAAACCACGCCCGUGUAGGGCGUGUGCGGCGGGGCGCGUGCGCGGGCGCGCGUGCAACGGAGCCGCCGUGCCGAGGCGCGCCCCUCCUUCCCCGCGCACGCCCCGUGCGCUCUGCAGACUGCGUGGCCUUCGCCCCGCGCGCGCCCCUAGCCUGGGGUGCGGGGGGGCCGUCCUUCCCUCUCCCCUUGGAAGCAGGGAGCCAGGGGAGCGGAAGGAGUGUGGGCUCUGGCGAGCGACGUGUUUUAUUUUUUUGGUGGGAUUCGGGCGAGGGAGGGGGGAGGGCCGUGGCGUUUUUUGCAGUUUUGAGUUUUUUUUUAAUGUUUUGCUGUGUGCAUGUAGGGGCGGGGAGGGAGGGACUCCAGCCCAGCCCGACUCCUGCAGAGGGGCCAUUACACCGAACCUAGAAUCACUCCUCCAACUAUCCACACGCCCUCCACCCCGAGACACAGCUCGCGGUGGGGGCGCAAGGGGGCGGGGCCCGGCAUCCGUGCGCAUGCGUUCUCGUCUCUACAAGGGCUUCUUCGGCACCUGCUGUCAGUCAGGUGCUGGUUCUGAGAAGGCGCUGGCACGCGCAGGGGUUCAUUCAUUCACAGGGGCUGCUCCUUCGUGCGCUUCACUGCUAGGCGUAGUGCAGAACGCAGGGCACCUGGAGGGAGGAAAGAGGAUCUCUAACAUGCCCGUAGAGUUUACAUCACGUGCAUAGCUAGACAUUAAUCAGAGACCUGGACGCACACGCACAGUAAGUCAGGCUGGCGGAGAAAUCGGAGCUGCUUCACUGUGGCGGCGGGGGGAGGGGAGUUAGGGAUGGUCAUGUCCAAAUGGAAGAACUGUUUGAGCAGACAGGAGCCAGUUAGGGAGUGUUGGGCAGAGGUAGGUGUUCCCGUAGAGAGCAGCAUGUGUCAAGGCCCUGGGGCAGGAAGGAGCUUCCAGGAUGUUGGUGUGGCUGAGGGAAGAGGCUGGAGACAGGCAGGGGCUUGUAGGGUGGGAACGGCUUGGAGAAGGGGUAGAGCAGGAAGGCACAGAGUGAAGAUGGGAGCCCAGUGCCAGGCCCAGCCCUGGGAACUCCCUCACACAGAAGUGCAGCACGAGGACCAGAUGCAGCUGUGGCAUCUAGUGGGGGCGGGGAGUCGGGGAGACCAAGGGAUCCAUGCUCCACUCAUUCGUUCGAUCACUCACUGACAUCCACGGGAAUCUGCUCAGGUGUCAGGUGCUGGGUCGAGUCGGUAAGCCCUGAGGUCCACCCACCCUGGCAGUGCUGCCCAGGAGCUUAGCAUCCUUCAGUUGGCAGCACAGCAGGGGCAGUUGAUGUGACAGCCACAGCGAGCACCGAGGAGCAUAAGACAGGGCCCACUUCCUGGAGGACGUGGCAUCCAGUCUGGAUGUCAAGAGGAGGAGCAGGCCCUGCCUGGGGGUGGGUGUUGAGGAAGGUCACAUCUGAGGGUCACUCUGAUGGCAGAGGGCUGUGCUCCUGCCUGAGGCUCCCACAAACCAUCCUAGGGCUCCCCAUUCUCUGAGGAAGACAGAUCCAGGGGCAAGGCCAGCCAUGGUGCAGGCUGCCAGGCAGGGGCAGCUGGGUGGGUGAGGAGGACCUGGGGCCAGUGCAGGAGGAAGGGAUCAGGGAGUUAGAGUCAGAGAGAGCUGUGUGAGAGAUGCUGGCGAGCUGAGGGGUCCUGGGGGCCAGGCGGAAAGGUUAGGACGGGAAGAAGGCGGCAUGCUGGGAUGGUGAGAGUCCCAGAAAUGGGCAAAAGACAAAGCCACAGCAGGGUAGCCAGUGAGGGAGAAAAGGAGCAGGAGAGACCCUGACAAAAAGAUGCUCACAUCAGAGGGCAGACAUUGCAGAGAUGAAACAAAAUAAAUCCCACGCCAGAGUGCAGAGAUGAAGUGCAGAGACAGAGAUAAGCCACAGGGGCCAGGGAUGUAGCUUAGAGGCACAGUGCCUGCCUGGCAAGUGUGAGGACCUGGGUUCAAUUCCUUGCACGGGGGGGUGAGGGGGGGUAUGCUGCAGAAAGGAGAAAUAAACUACCAAGAAAGGUUCAGAGAUGCAAGUGAAGAGACUUCAAAGCGAGCAUGGCACAGGAAGGGCUCCUGUCUGGUCCUUACUCUCAGCAUCCCAGACAUACUGACAGCCACUGAUCCCUGGCUUCUGGGACCCCAGGGAGGGAGACACAUAGCAGUAACUGUUUCAGUGACCAACAUGAAGAGGGGCUGCAGUGGGUGAGCUGCUCCCGAAGGUCAGGACAGAGGUGAGUGCAGGGUGGGUGGGUGGAUAAGGAGAGGGGGCACAGGUGUCCUGGCUGUGAAAGAUGGCUGAGAAAACUGGAAGAGGAACAGGCCCUGGUGGAGCCCUGGAAGGCCUGAGUCAGGGCUGGGCCAGCCCACAGUUCCGGGAAGAAAUCUGAGUUCUGCAGAGUGGUGGAAAAGCCCUGAAUGGUUCUCAGCACAGCCUUGGCAGGGUCCUUUAUUUACAUAAAUAAAACCAUAGCAUACUCACACUGCCAGACUAGGGGCAGAUCUCUGGAAUCAAACCAGGAGCUUCGGGCCUGGACACCCAGAGGUUAGCGUUACGGUGGCAGAGAGCUGGACACAUUGGGGGCAGCAGAGAUGCCAAGGUAGGGAAGAGAGAGGAGCCCGAGAUGGGCUCAGUGGGUACUGCUGUGUCCCGCCAGGAGGGAGAAGUGGGACCUCCAGGUGGAGGAGCAAAAGCAAAGAAUUCUCUUCUGGACACGGUAAGUGGGAGAUGCCUGUGGGACGCCCGAGACCGGAUAUGGGGUGGCAGUGGCGUACUCGGUGGACCAGGGCAAUGGUGAGGUUGUGGCUGCAAGUGUGAGUUUUGCAAGCAUCAGAAACAUCAGCAUUAAAGGAAGGAAAGAUCAGCAUUUAAAGCACAGAACAGGACAAAGUGACCUAGGAAGUGGACAAAGAAGUCACUCGGGCUGCAGCUUUGGGGACAUCUGCAUCAGGGGAGCAGAGGACAGAGCAGAGGGAACCAAGCAGGGGUGACCGGUUAGUAGGCAGCGUGUGGGAGAGCCUGGGAGGUGAAGGUGGAGGGAGAGGUGGAAGUGUGGUGCCCAGUGGGACGUGGCCCUCGGAGGCGGUAUUGGCUGAGGGCCGUGCCAAUGCAGAGCAAGGGGGAGGGGGAAAGGUGGGGAUAGAGAGAGGAGCCAGAUAGUUACAAAAGUGACACCAGAGAAGAAGGGCAAAGUGUGGCAGGAGCUGCCGACGGGAAACUCCACCCUGACCUUGGCCAGCUGCCACGGCAGGGAAGAGGACCUGGUCUCCAGGCUGCUGCCGCUGACUGAGAAGGCCCAGGACGGGGAUGACACGGGUGCCAAGCCUCAUAACACGAGAGUACGAGAGUGUGCCCCACCCUGUCCUGUGCUUGGGGGACACAGCACACAGAGGAGUGGGACACACAGAGGGGGGACCUGUGGAGUGCACAGGCAGCCAGAAAUGCAGCCGGUGUCUUCCCGGGCUUGGGGAAUGUGUGUGUCUUUGCUUCACCACCUUCACUCUCUCACUUGUUCAUGUCUCUCCUGCACAUUAAUAAUACUGCCUGUGUACCCGGCCUCAGGCUGGGUCACACCCAGCCACCAAGAUGACUUCCUCCUGACCCUGGGCCCUGCUCUGAUCCAAGGGGGUGUCAGCCAGGCGCAGAAGCAGUCACAUCUGGGGACACACAUGCUGGCAGGCACAGGUGCAGCGGGCACAGGGGAUGCAGUAUCCGGGGCAGGUGGCUACUGGCCCACCUGGAGCAGGCAUGGCAGAGAAGUGGGCGAGGGGAGGUCCUGUCUGGCCGAGCUCAGGGCUGGGCAUGGGGGAGGUUCGGGCCCACUGCCAAGUCACACGGCUGUCCCAUUCCUGCCCCCUGAGGGAGCUGAGGCUGCAUGGAUGGUCCCUGAGGGGUGCUCCAUCUAAUAAACUCGAUGAAGAGGA